This is a messenger RNA of Darwinula stevensoni, 495 nucleotides long. Lineage: Eukaryota; Metazoa; Arthropoda; Ostracoda; Podocopida; Darwinulidae. The record is from the annotation of a GenBank genome assembly.
AUGCUGAUCCGGAGGAUUGCAUUGACAGAGCAAGAGGCAGAGUGGUUUCGAAGAGGAAAUCCCAAGAGCAUCAAUCCCCUAUUGUGCCUCAAUGAACAAGCAGAUCUUCUGCCAUAUGAUGAACGUUGGGAAUUCCCGGCUGAGAGACUAAGACUAGGGGAUCUGAUGAUCAUCCUGGAGUACUGUCGACAUGGGAGUCUUGAGCGGUUUCUUAGAAAAUAUCGACCAUACUUUAAGAAUGGGAUUGACCUUGGCCCUGACAUUAAAUCCAGGAAUGGAAAGCAGCUUCAUCACACCGAUGCUCACCCUCUUCCAAAUAUUGCAUUUGGAGGAAAACGUCUGCAAAUAAUGGAAAUGUCAAUUAGGAAGAAAGAAGAGUUCUAUGAAGACGAAUACCAUUCCAUGACCUUCACAAGGGACGAUCUUGUGUCCUGGGCGUACCAAAUAUCUCAAGGCAUGGAGUACUUGUGUUCCCAAAAGGUGUGGUACUUCUAA